UUCGCCCCGCGGGAGGAAAGUUUCGCCCUCUCUGGGCGAGGAAGGAACAUGGCAGCGCGGACGUGGUUUUGGUGUGUUUCGACGACCAUGGCGGUGGCGCUGCUUCUCACUUACAAGGUUCCCUCGGUCUCUGCUCAGAGAAAGAAGGAGAUGGUGUUAUCUGAGAAGGUUAGUCAGCUGAUGGAAUGGACCAAUAAAAGACCUGUGAUAAGAAUGAAUGGAGACAAGUUCCGUCGCCUUGUUAAAGCUCCACCGAGAAAUUAUUCCGUUAUUGUCAUGUUCACUGCUCUUCAACUUCAUAGACAGUGUGUUGUUUGCAAGCAAGCUGAUGAAGAAUUCCAGAUCCUAGCAAACUCUUGGAGAUACUCCAGUGCAUUUACCAACAGGAUAUUUUUUGCCAUGGUGGAUUUUGAUGAAGGUUCAGACGUAUUUCAAAUGCUAAACAUGAAUUCAGCUCCAACUUUCAUCAACUUUCCUCCAAAAGGAAAACCCAAAAGGGCAGAUACAUAUGAGUUGCAGGUGCGGGGGUUUUCAGCUGAGCAGAUUGCCCGGUGGAUUGCAGACAGAACUGAUGUCAAUAUUAGAGUAAUUAGACCACCAAAUUAUGCUGGACCUCUUAUGUUGGGAUUGCUCUUGGCUGUUAUUGGUGGGCUUGUGUACCUUCGAAGAAGCAAUAUGGAAUUUCUUUUUAAUAAAACUGGAUGGGCUUUUGCAGCUUUGUGUUUCGUGCUUGCUAUGACAUCUGGUCAAAUGUGGAACCAUAUAAGAGGACCACCAUAUGCUCAUAAGAAUCCCCACACAGGACAUGUGAAUUAUAUCCAUGGAAGUAGCCAAGCCCAGUUUGUAGCUGAAACACACAUUGUUCUUCUGUUCAAUGGUGGGGUUACCUUGGGAAUGGUGCUUUUGUGUGAAGCUGCUACCUCUGACAUGGAUAUUGGGAAGCGAAAACUAAUGUGUGUGGCUGGUAUUGGACUUGUCGUAUUAUUCUUCAGUUGGAUGCUCUCUAUUUUCAGAUCUAAAUAUCACGGAUAUCCAUACAGCUUUCUGAUGAGUUAAAAAGGAUCUUGAGAUGUACACACUGGAAAUGGAAAACCGGGAAAUGUGUGUGUGUUUGAAAAAAAGAAUGCAACUUGUAUAUUUUCUAUUACCUCUUUAUUUCAAGUAAUUUAAAUACUUAAUCAUUUAACCAAAGAUGUGUAGUGCCUUAACAAGCAAUUUAUUAUCAAAAUCAUGAAGUAUUUGGAAAUUGUUCUCCUUUUAAUCUUUCCUUCCCAAUAGAGCUAUGGAACAUUUAAUUUUUUAGACUUAAGUACUUUAUAAAAAUUUUAAAACUACUACUUGGAUUUACUUAGAGAAAAGCUUGUAACACUUCAGUUAACUUUCAGUCAUCUGAUUUUAUCUUAUUCAAAGGUGGGGAAUGAAGUUUCUGAGCAUGUAUUUCCACCUCCAGGUAUGUCUAACCUUUUGACACUGUGACAGACAUUGUCAUCUACAAAGUUCGUGCACAAUGAAGUUACAAACAAAUCACACACAGAAAAGAUCUCAUAACAUUUUAAGUAAUUUUAGGAUUUUUAUGCUUGGCCCCAUUCAUAGCUAUCCUUGGCUACAUGUGACCUGUGGGCCAGAAGGUUGGAUACAUUUGGCUGCCUUUUACAGAUUACUGCAUCAGGAAGCCAUCCUUAGUUUUUCUACCUUUGUAUGGAUCUGUGUGCUUUACAAAUCUUUCCUUUUGGGCCAAGAAAUCAUAUGGGGCAUACAGUCUUCUGAAAAUAGAACAGUCUUCAGAAUACUUGUGUAUCCUUCAGAAAAACUAGUCCAUCUUCCUCCUGUGUCUUUCCUACUGAAAUACCAUGUUCCUUCUGCUUCUCAACAGGUGUAUAUGUGGAGAAUCACCCCUAAAUCCAGGGUCAUGAUUUCUGCAUAAGUGUACUGUUAGCCCUGUAUUUGGAAAGAUUUCAGGCUCAUUCUAUCUCUAGUUUUAUUUAAUGUAGCCUUUAUUAAUAGUAUAGCUUAUUGCUAAAAUUCAAUAUAACUUAAAAUGGUCUCAAAUAUAUAUAAAAGUUAGACAUUGUCAUUUAUUUCAUUUUUUUAAUCUAUCAGAAAAAUAAGCUCAUAUUUAGGGAAAGAGGGCCGGCGAGAUGGCUUAGCAGUUAAGGCGCUCGCAUGCAAAGCCUAAGGACCUAGGUUCAACUCCCCAGAACCUAUGUAAGCCAGAUGCACAUGUGUCUGGAGUUUGUUUGCAGUGGCUAGAGGCCCUGGUGUGCCCAUUCUCUCUCCCCUCAACUUUUCUCUCAAAUAAAUAGAUAAAUAAAAAUAUUUAGGAAAAGAACUCCCUUAAAGUGGGAAACGAAAAUCACACACACACACACACACACACACACACAUAUGGAAGCUGGUUGUGAUGGCACACACCUUUAAUCCCAGCACUCAGGAAGCAGAGGUAGGAGGAUCUUUGUGAGUUGACAUCCACCCUGAGAAUACAUAAUGAAUUCCAGGUCAGCCUGAGCUAGAGUGAGACCCUGCCUUGGAAAAACAAUACAAAACUAUAUAUAUGGAAAUGAGAUGCUUUCCAGCUGGGGGUGUAGCUCAAUAGUAGAGCACUUGCUUAGCAUAAGUGGUACCUCAAGUUCAAUCCCCAGUACCAAAGAAACAAAACAAAAAGGUAAUGUUUCUUGAAACCUGUUUUUUGGGGAUUUUUUGGUUGUUUUAGUUUGUUUUGUUUUAUUUGGAGACAAAGUAGCCAAUCUUGCCUUGAACUCACAAGCUAACUCAGUGAUGACAUUGAAUUUCUAGCCCUCCCCUCCCCCAGCCUCUGUCUCCCAAGAGCUAGGGGAUUACAGACAAGUACCAUUCAUGUGGUGCUGGGAAUCUAAACCAGGACUUGGUUCAUGCAUGGCAAGCACUCUACCAACUGAGAAGCAUCUCUACCCUAGACAGCUGAUCCUUUUUUUCUUUCUUUCUUUCUUCCUUAAGAGAGUUCUUUAGACCUGAGCUGCAUUUAUUUAUUUGGUCAUUGUUUGGGGAUUUUUUUUUUUUUUUUUUUACCUUUUUGAGACAAUUUCACUGUAUAGUCCUGGCUAGCCUAGAACAUCCCAGGCUGUCCACUUACUUGCAAUAUUCCUUCAGCCUCAGUCUCCCUAGUGGUGGGAUUAUAGGCAUGUGCCACCAUGCCUGGUCCUGGUCUGGUUUUCAUUACCAUUGUAGCCUUUAUUUUUCCUCAUAAAUUAAAGAUACAAAAACAGCAUGGUGGCAUACACUUGUCUCAGCGAUUCAGGUUACUGAAGUAGGAUCUCUGAAGUCUAAGAAUUUGAGGCUAGCCUGGCAUCAUAGUGAGACCUCAUCUCAAAAAAAAAAAAAAAAAAAAGCCCACAUGAAAAGAAACAAAAUAAAAAUGAGAAGGAGUUUUGUUUGAAUAUUCUUUUUGCUGACAAUGGAAAUAACUGUAUGUGAUAACCAAAUUUCUGUGAGGAAUACUCAUGGUUAUGAUAUGUCUAACUAUAACAUCCGCCAUAUUUAUGAAGAAUAACAUGAAAUGCCACUGUUAUAAAUUCAUGGAGCUGAGGGUAUGGCUUAAUAGCAAAGCACUUGGCUAGUAUACAUGAGGUCCUGGGGCCAAUCCCCAGCAACACAAAAAUAAAAUUAAAUGUGAGAAUUAUAAUUGUGAAAAAAUUAAAUCAUACUGUGGAUACUGUGACUGCUUCUUGCUAUUAGUUAUUGAAUAACCUUCCCAUGUAGUAUAGAAGUCAUAUAAUAGAGGUCUGUGGAAGGAAAUUAUAUCAGAAUAAUUUUUUUUUUGAGGUAGAGUUUCACUCUGGCUCAAGCUGACCUGGAAUUCACUAUGUAGUCUCAGGGUGGUCUCGAACUCACGACGAUCCUCCUACCUCUGCUUCCCAAGUGCUGGGAUUAAAGGCAUGCACCACCAUGCCUGGCUUACCACUUCUUUUUUAAUGACAACUUCCAUAAUUGUAAACAAUAUUGCUGUUCUUGUACUUGUCUCAGGCCAAAUGAGUAUAUGCUAUUAUUCUUAUGAGACUUGUAUGUAUGAAGAUGCCUUGAUCUGUAAGAUUGACCAGGGCACUACUACUGCCAUGCAAUCUGUAUAGCUCCGGAUAAUUUGCAGUGGUCAGUUUUUGUUGUUGUUUUGUCUCCAUUUAAGAGCAACACUCAUUUUGUUUUGCUCAUUGUGGGGCUGGAGAGAUGGUGCACAGGUUAAAAGCGCUUGUUUGCAAAGCCUGUCAGCCCUGGUUUAAUUCCCCUGUACCCACAUAAAGCCAGAUGCACAAUGUGGUGCACAAUGUACAGUGGCAAGAAGCCCUGGUGUGCCCAUACUCACUCACUCACUCAAGUAAAUUAAAAAUACUAAAACAAGAAAGUCUCAUUCUGGCUAAAAUAUGUGGAAAGCAGUUUCUUAUGCUUAAAAUAAUGUUGCUUUUGUGGAAAAUUUAAAAUUAGCUUUUAUCUGAAGUGCCUUAAGUAGAUUCUUAAUUUACUUUUCUAGUACUGGUUUAAAUAUAAUCUGUUAUGUAUUUUUAAGCUACUAUUAAAAUGUAUUAUUGUGGCAAAAACCCAAAUGUCUGGCUUACUGCUUCUUGAAUAUUUCAAUAAACUUUUCCAAUCUAAA
This is a messenger RNA of Jaculus jaculus (lesser Egyptian jerboa), 4621 nucleotides long. RefSeq names its product magnesium transporter 1 (gene Magt1). The transcript has 10 exons. The coding region runs from base 49 to 1056 and encodes 335 amino acids. The record is from RefSeq and is a predicted model, not a curated record. NCBI's taxonomy places the organism in Eukaryota, Metazoa, Chordata, Mammalia, Rodentia, Dipodidae. Gene Ontology annotation, cellular component: oligosaccharyltransferase complex.